UCAUUGAUCUGCUCCUCUCCAGCCCCCAACCUCUCCCCUUUAUAGCCAACUAACCAGUCGAUCCUCUGUCUGUCCCACGCCCCCUCCUUCUCUGCGGCUUCCCUUUCAAAGGAAGGAAAGACAGAAAGCAGGGGAGAGAGAGAGAGAGAGAGAGAAAGAAAGAAAGAAAGAAAGAGAGAGAGAGAGAGGCGAUGCUUCAGGAGGAUUAACUCUCAGCAGCAUCCAAACUUCCUGGAAGAAAACCAAACCAUCCAGAAGAGGGGAAUCCUUCUUUAAUCCAUUUCCCACCUCCCUUCCAAAUAAAUCCACUCUUGUGCCGGCUCUUCAGAGUUGAAUGAGUGGCCAUGUGCAAGAAAGCGCUCCGAGCCCUCCUGCUUUAUGGGAUAUUCAUGCACUGCAGCGUCUACUCCUCACCGGCCGCCGGACUUCAGUUCCCAGCCCUCAGUAGGCUGGAAGAUGAGGUCUACGACGAGGAGGGUAACCCUUUGCCGGACUACGCCUUCGACGGCGAGCCCCUCGGGAUAGCCGACCCGGCCUCCAUGCUGGACGACGUCUACACCUUGUAUUACCCGCCGGAGAAGAGGCACGCGGAUGGGAUCUUUAAUAAAGCCUACCGGAAAGUGCUGGGCCAGCUGUCGGCGAGGAAGUAUCUCCAUUCCCUGAUGGCCAAGAGGGUCGGGGGCUCUGCCAGCGGCCUGGAGGAGGAGGACUCGGAGCCGCUUUCCAAGAGGCACUCGGACGGCAUCUUCACGGACAGCUACAGCCGCUACCGAAAGCAAAUGGCUGUCAAGAAAUACUUGGCGGCCGUCCUGGGGAAAAGGUAUAAACAGAGAGUGAAAAACAAAGGACGCCGAGUAGCCUAUUUGUAGCGAUGAUGAGUUUUCCCAACCCGCUCCUGUGUGUGAGAUACAAAAGACCCCCCUCGGAGGGGAAUAAAAAAAAAUAAAAUAAAAAAAUAAAAUAAAAACAACAACAACAACAACAAAAACAAAAACAAAAUUCCGAGAGAGGACCCUUUCCCCCUUCCUUUAAAAAAAAGGUCAUUUCCCAAACUUGACGGAUCGAUCACUGCUCCUGUGUUACCUAAAACAUGUAUUUAUGUAUGAAGUAAAGCCAUUAAAUGAAUAUUUUGAUAAUAAGAUUGUUUUUCUUUUGUACAAAUAUAUAUAUACAUAUAUAGAUAUACAUAUAUAUAUAUAUAUAUAUAUAUAUUCCCCCUCCCUCCACCCCAGCCCCCAAUAUUUCAGCAUUGAGAAACGCACAGAUUUACUUCGUGGACCAAUCCCUUUCGAAGCAGGUAGAGAAAUCAAUUUUAAAAAUAAAAUAAAUUCAAAUCAAGGAUGGAGGUGAGACUGGAGAAUAUAUAGGGAAGAGAAAGUCCUAGCCCGGUUUCCAAAGGGUCAGCAGGGCACCAAGAGACCGAGGUUGUUUCCCCCUGAGCCUUGGUUGGGACGUUUUUGUAUAUGGAAAAGAAUAAUAAUAAAUAUAUUUAUCUAUCUAUCUAUUUAUUGAGAGAGAGAGAGAGAGAGGAAAGGGAGGAGAAAGACCAAAAAAGAAAAGAAAAGAUGAGUGCGACAAUCAUUGCUUUGCAUAUUUGCUGCUAUUUUUGUAACGGAAAUUCAAAGGAGAGUAUUUUGUAUCCACGACAGGGUUGAAGCAAUGACUGUUCUCCAUUUGCUGCUGUUGUACAACAGACACAGAUGCUAUAUCCAAGGGGAGUGUGAGGCUAUGGAGGCGGGAGGGUGGCUGUCGCAGGUGAGAGUCACAUCGGGAAACUCCUUUCACACCACCUUCUUCCUUCCCUCUAUUUCUCCACUUUCCCUCCUUUUUGGGCUAGAGGUGGCAUCAUUGCCCCUACAGAAAGAAGGGAGCCUUCUCAAGCUGGUGUGAAGGGGUCUUUCCUUUGUAUCCGCACUGGGGAAAGAAUGCGGCUUGAUACGGCUUUCACUGCCAAGGCUCAAUUGGAGGAAGAAUGUGGUUUGGCACCGCUUUCGCUGUCACAGCUUAGUGCUGUGGAAUUCU
Sceloporus undulatus (fence lizard) is the source of this 2022-nucleotide messenger RNA. RefSeq names its product glucagon family neuropeptides-like. Gene Ontology annotation, cellular component: extracellular region; perikaryon; neuron projection. The transcript has 5 exons. Bases 345 to 869 code for a protein of 174 amino acids. Gene Ontology annotation, biological process: neuropeptide signaling pathway; adenylate cyclase-activating G protein-coupled receptor signaling pathway; positive regulation of protein kinase activity. Lineage: Eukaryota; Metazoa; Chordata; Lepidosauria; Squamata; Phrynosomatidae. The record is from RefSeq and is a predicted model, not a curated record. Gene Ontology annotation, molecular function: peptide hormone receptor binding; neuropeptide hormone activity; pituitary adenylate cyclase activating polypeptide activity.